AUGUCUAUGAAGGAAUUUUCGCUUGAGGCUAUAUCAACCACCGGUGGCGACCACAUUGAAAACUCUGAUAAAGUAUCCAAGGCCGACAAUGACGGCGAAGAUGAGGAAUACACGGUCAAGGAGCAAAGGAAAAUCAUCCACAAGAUUGAUAGAAGACUCUUGGUGAUCCUCGGUGCCAUGCAGGCCGUGUCAUUCCUUGACCGAGCCAACAUGUCUAAUGCAAACAUCGCUGGAAUGGCUAAAGCUCUCCAUCUAGCUGUUGGAAAGCGCUAUUCCAUUGUGCUCUUGGUAUUUUUCGGUCCCUAUAUUCUCCUCCAGAUCCCUUCAAACAGGUUGCUCCGCAAGAUUGGGCCAAGAGUUUUCAUGUCGUCGACCGUUGUUGCUUGGGGAAUUGUCAUGAUGUGCUUCGGCUUUGUGCAGAGCUGGAGGUCACUGAUCCCACUCCGUUUGCUUCUCGGAGCCUUGGAAUCGGGCGCACUCUCUGGACAAUUUUAUCUGAUUUCAUGCUGGUAUGCUCGAUACGAUCUUCACAAACGUGUCUCGACAUUCUACCUCAUCGCUGUCCUUGGCAGCGCUUUCGGUGGUGUUCUUGGCCUCCUAUUCUCACAGAUGGGUGGACUCGGAGGCGAGGCAGCAUGGCGGUGGAUCUUCAUCAUGGAGGGUUUGUUAACCAUCAUUAUCGGAGUUCUGGGUUAUGCCUUUAUGAUUAAUUUCCCCGAGGAAUCGCACAAGGCUUGGGGAUUUCUCUCCGUGAAAGAGAAGGAUUUUGUGAUCAGGCACAUCAACCGUGAUCGUGCUGAUGCCGAAACACCAAACUUCUCUUGGAAACGGCUGUUCUCGGCUGCACUCGACUGGAAGAUCUGGUCCUUUGGAUUAUUGUUCUUCUGCUCAACAAUCCAGGCAUACUCGGUGGGCUUCUACUUGCCCCUUAUUCUCGAAGGUGAAAUGGGCUUCAGUGUCGCAGCGGCUCAGGCUCUGAGUAGUCCUCCAUAUUUAGCUGCCAUGGCGUUGAUGUUUGUGGAAGGCUAUAUCUGCGACAAAGUCCGCCUGCGUGGCCCCUGUCUCGUCUUCAACGCCUUGUUAUCCGCCACUGGGUUGUGCAUGAUGACUUGGACCACCAGCUCUGGCUCUCAAUACGUCGGCUCUCUUUUCGUCACCGCAGGCUGUUCUGCAAACAUCCCAGCUGUCAUGGUCUAUCAAGCCAACAACAUUCGCGGACAUUGGAAGCGUGCGUUCUGCAAUGCUAGUCUAUCGUCUCUGGGUGGUAUUGGCGGUAUUGCUGGAUCGUUGGUUUUUCGGUCUGAGGACGCUCCUGACUAUGUUCCGGGGAUCACUGCUUGUCUUGUUGCUAACGGACUUACAUUGUUGCUGGUUGGACUAAUGACAAUAUUCUUCUACGUGCGCAACCACCAGGCUGCAAGGGGAGACUUCAUUCUUGAGAACCUGCCCGGUUUCCGUUAUACCUACUAG
This is a messenger RNA of Exophiala oligosperma, 1470 nucleotides long. RefSeq lists its product as uncharacterized. Gene Ontology annotation, cellular component: membrane. Bases 1 to 1470 code for a protein of 489 amino acids. The transcript has 6 exons. Lineage: Eukaryota; Fungi; Ascomycota; Eurotiomycetes; Chaetothyriales; Herpotrichiellaceae. Gene Ontology annotation, biological process: transmembrane transport. Gene Ontology annotation, molecular function: transmembrane transporter activity. The record is from RefSeq and is a predicted model, not a curated record.